Molecule: messenger RNA, 2410 nt
Organism: Camelus dromedarius (Arabian camel)
Lineage: Eukaryota; Metazoa; Chordata; Mammalia; Artiodactyla; Camelidae
Gene: DKC1
Product: dyskerin pseudouridine synthase 1
Exons: 15
Coding region: 111-1643 (510 amino acids)
Biological process (GO): box H/ACA sno(s)RNA 3'-end processing; snRNA pseudouridine synthesis; rRNA pseudouridine synthesis
Cellular component (GO): box H/ACA snoRNP complex
Molecular function (GO): pseudouridine synthase activity; RNA binding
Source: RefSeq, a predicted model, not a curated record
GGGGCGGCGCGCAGGUGGGCGGGCCCUAGCGGCAAGGCCUGACGGCGGCGGGAGUCUACCGUCGUUCCUUCGGCGGUGGCCCACGCGGUUUGCACGCUCCGCUGGGCAACAUGGCGGAUGAGGAAGUAUUUAUCUUGCCGAAGAAACAUAAGAAGAAAAAAGAGCGGAAAUCAUUGCCGGAAGAAGAUGUAGCAGAAAUACAACAUGCUGAAGAAUUUCUUAUCAAACCUGAAUCCAAAGUUGCUCAGUUGGACACAUCUCAGUGGCCUCUGCUACUAAAGAAUUUCGAUAAGCUAAAUGUAAGGACAACACAUUAUACGCCUCUUCCUUGUGGAUCAAAUCCUCUGAAAAGGGAGAUUGGAGACUAUAUCAGGACGGGUUUUAUUAAUCUUGACAAGCCCUCCAACCCCUCUUCCCAUGAGGUGGUAGCCUGGAUCCGACGAAUUCUUCGGGUAGAGAAGACAGGCCACAGUGGUACCUUGGAUCCCAAGGUGACUGGUUGUUUAAUAGUGUGCAUUGAACGAGCCACUCGCUUGGUGAAAUCACAGCAGAGUGCAGGCAAAGAGUAUGUGGGAAUUGUCCGGCUGCACAAUGCUAUUGAAGGGGGGACGCAACUUUCUAGGGGCCUAGAAACCCUGACAGGUGCCUUAUUCCAGCGCCCCCCACUUAUUGCUGCAGUCAAGAGGCAACUACGAGUGCGGACUAUCUACGAGAGCAAAAUGAUUGAGUAUGACCCUGAAAGGAGAUUAGGAAUCUUCUGGGUGAGUUGUGAGGCCGGCACUUACAUUCGGACGUUGUGUGUGCACCUUGGGUUGUUACUGGGAGUUGGCGGCCAGAUGCAGGAACUUCGGAGGGUUCGUUCUGGAGUCAUGAGUGAAAAGGACCACAUGGUGACGAUGCAUGACGUGCUUGAUGCCCAGUGGCUGUAUGACAACCACAAGGAUGAGAGCUACCUGCGACGAGUUGUGUACCCAUUGGAAAAACUGCUGACAUCUCAUAAACGACUAGUUAUGAAGGACAGCGCCGUGAAUGCAAUCUGCUAUGGGGCGAAGAUCAUGCUUCCGGGUGUUCUCCGAUAUGAGGAUGGCAUUGAAGUCAAUCAAGAGAUUGUGGUCAUCACCACCAAAGGGGAAGCAAUUUGCAUGGCUGUUGCAUUAAUGACCACGGCAGUGAUUUCCACCUGUGACCACGGUAUAGUGGCCAAGAUCAAGAGAGUGAUCAUGGAGAGAGACACUUACCCUCGGAAGUGGGGCUUAGGUCCAAAAGCCAGUCAGAAGAGGCUGAUGAUCAAGCAGGGCCUUCUGGACAAGCAUGGCAAGCCCACGGAUAGCACACCGGCCGCCUGGACACAGGAGUAUGUAGACUACAGCGAUUCUGUGAAGAGAGAGGUGGUGGCCAAAGCAGCGAAGGCCCCGCAGGUGGCUGAUGAAGCGGUGAAAGCCUCGAAGCGGAAGCGAGAGAGUGAAAGUGACGAUACCUCUCCAGUGGCUCCACAGCUGGUCAAGAAGGAGAAGAAGAAGAAGAAGGACAAGAAGGCCAAAGUGGCCCCGGAGAGCGCGGGCCAGCCAGGCGAUGGGGACAGUGACACCACCAAAAAGAAGAAAAAGAAGAAGAAAAUAAAAGUGGAAAUGGUUUCCGAGUAGUGGAGACCACUUUAAGCACUGUGUCCAGCUGGGAGGAGAAAUUAAUUGAGGGAAUGGAACUUAGGUCCUGGAAAAGGGGGGGGGAGAGUUCCGGCACGUUUCAGCUCCUACUGAGACCUUGGUGAUGUUACCUGGUGUGGUUGUCCACCUUGUCCUGUUUUAAGGAUAGGGGUGCAGGAGGCCGAUCUGCCACCACCCACUUCUCUGCUUGGGAGAGUUGAGCGGCCUACCCUGCAGACCGAGCAGUGCCAGUGACUGUCCGCAGCUGUUUCCUGGUGGCCAUUCUGACACCGGACUCCUCUCCUAGUUGGCUUCCCCCCUUCCCUCGCUUAAAAAGUUUUUUAAAAGUCUGCUCAAUGAGAUGGUCUAGAGCAAGUAAAAAUAAACUGAACUGUGUUGCCAUCGAAGGGAUAAACUUUUUUUCCCAGUGUCCUGUGAGGACAGUGGCCUAUUCUAGUCUCUGAGUCACGUUUUGUCAAUCCGCAUUUCCCUUCCAGAUGCCGGCCUGGCUGAGGACUCAUGGUGUCUGUCUUGUAAGCUCUUUGCUGUCUCUGGCUAUUGCAGUCUUUUGUGCGCUUCUUCAAGGCUUGUGUGUACCAACCCCUGCACCUAACUCCAUCAGGCUACUUAUGUUUGUGACAGAAGCCAAAAAACCAUUCCUCUCUUCUCUUCCUUCUAACCCUCAUUUACUUUCAAGAGGCAAUCACUCCUUGCUGGGAGAAGGUUGGAAUUUUUACUUAUUAAAGUUUACUUAUGAAGUUUUUAAA